Triticum turgidum subsp. durum (durum wheat) is the source of this 999-nucleotide messenger RNA. Lineage: Eukaryota; Viridiplantae; Streptophyta; Magnoliopsida; Poales; Poaceae. The record is from the annotation of a GenBank genome assembly.
AUGGCCGGCGCGGGAUCCUCGUCGGGCGGGUCGGGCGGCGGCGGGGGCCGGGAGGGCGACUGGGACUGCGGCGGCUGCGGCAACCGCAACUACGCCUUCCGCUCCCUGUGCAACCGCUGCAAGCAGCCGCGCCUCCUCGUCGACCCCAACACCCCGCGCGACUCCAAGUGGCUCCCCCGCGCCGGCGACUGGAUCUGCAACGGUUGCAGUAACAAUAAUUAUGCAUCCAGAAAGAACUGCAAGAAGUGCAACCUGCCCAAGGAGGAAGCAGCGAUGCCGCAGUUAUCAAUGGGAGGAAUGAUGCCAGCCUAUGCAGAUUAUAUGGCCAGGGUACAGGAGAUUGCCAAUGCUGGGUAUAAGAUGAACUUUGGCAAUCCAGCUAUGCAGCAGCAGCUACUUGCAAAUGCAAACUGGCCCUAUGGGAUGGCUGGUAGAUAUGGUAUGCAGUCGUCUGCUUGGCCAUUCGCCGGCAACAGCACAAAUCAGUUUCAAGGUGUUCCAAAGGACUGGCGUAGUGGUGACUGGCUCUGCAGCUGUGGAUUCCAUAACUACUCAUCUCGUGCUCAGUGCAAAGAGUGUAAUGCACCUGUCCCAUCAGGCAUGGCCUCUACAACCAUGAAAUCCACAGGAGCAGAUAGUUCUUCAACAUUAGGUAAUAAGCGCUUGGCAUCAGAGGAGCUUGCCAAUGACUGGGAUAAUAAAAGGCUAAAUCCUGGACAUGCUAAUUAUCCACUUUCAGCAGCAGGCUCAGAUAAUUUAUUUAUGGGUCAAGGUGCUGGAAACAAUAAUGGCCAGACAACUUAUUCUGCAUAUGACAAUGGAAACUCAAUGGCAUCUGGACAAAUUCCAGGGAUGUCUGGUGUAGUUGGCAAAGGAGCUAAAUGGCGUGAAGGAGACUGGUUGUGCACCAACUGCAGCAAUCAUAAUUACGCAUCUCGUGCAUUUUGUAACAGAUGCAAAACUGCGAAAGAGUCUUCAGUUCAUCCGGGGGCGCUAUAA